This is a messenger RNA of Babesia bovis T2Bo, 597 nucleotides long. Its product is annotated as putative integral membrane protein. The transcript has a single exon. NCBI's taxonomy places the organism in Eukaryota, Apicomplexa, Aconoidasida, Piroplasmida, Babesiidae. Bases 48 to 239 code for a protein of 63 amino acids. The record is from RefSeq and is a predicted model, not a curated record.
AAUUAACAUUAAUUCAAUAUUAAUUUCAAUAUAUUCUUCACUCCAAGAUGUUGUACUUAAUGCUGCAAUACCUGCUCGCGGCCAUCAAGCUGCUCGUGGCUAUAUCACCACUGCUGGUCAUAGUCACGAUAUUCGUAAUCAACAAAAAUUGGAACCAACGCUCAUCAGAUGGAUCUAGAAAGGGACUGCGCAGUACAUAUGUCGAUUCAGAUGACGAAGACGAAACGAAAGAGGAUUGAUAUGCCAAAUUCCCGUCAAAUGCAUCUUAGCUAGAAUGGUGUCAAAAUAGAUCUCACCUACAGGAGCAAUGCUCGUGUAACAAUGGUCAAAUCACAACCAAAGUGUUGCGCGAUCAUUCAAGCGUCAAUGAUAGGUAUAACAUAAGCUAUAUCUACUUCCUCGAGAAAGAAGUAACGUUAUUUAACCAACUAAAUGCGGCUGCAGUGCUCGGAUUUAUUGGAUUGUAACAUGACUUUAUUACGGAUUUUGCUAUAUAUAGUGGAAAACAAAUACUUGUCAUGCCAAUCAUUGAACUGCAAUCAUUAAUCGUGUCUAUUUAAUUAGUUAACACAUUCUUUGAUAGAAUGACUUUUCCAU